Durusdinium trenchii is the source of this 2076-nucleotide messenger RNA. NCBI's taxonomy places the organism in Eukaryota, Dinophyceae, Suessiales, Symbiodiniaceae. The record is from the annotation of a GenBank genome assembly.
AUGGCCAAUGAGGUAAAUUCGCCCGAUUCGCCGGGGCACUUGUGGUCCUUGCCGGUGCUGUUGCAGGCAGCUGCACGGGGCAAGCCUUCUGGCUGUGAGGAUGAGCUCAAUACUGACAACGAGCAAGAGUUGUUACAGAAAGGAAGGCGUGCAGCUAAGGAGCCCCGGGUCACCUGCCAGGCGAAGGAGCUUAACACAGACAAUGAGGCCGAGCUGCUUCGCAGAGUGCAGACUGUGCCAAAAGAGGAAGCCUGCUACAAGGAAGUCGUUCAGAAGAAUCCUUCUGAGUCACUUGGGCAAUUGGUGCACUUUGCCGAGGGCCUUUGCAGGCAUCCGCCUGUUAUCGGACGAAGCCAUGAGAGACUGGGAAGUGUUCUCAGUCCUCCUGUCUUGGAGCCCACCACCAUUGAAGCCGCAGAGGCUAGUGCAGAAGAAAGUGCAAGUGUGAGUGGAGAAAGUGCCAAGGGCCAGAGCAUCGGAGACCCAGAAGUGGGUUGUGCAAAUCAUGAACCAGAUCAAUGCAAAGGCAAUGAUAUGGAGGGUGCAGAGGCCAGCAAUGCAAGCGGCAAUGCUGCAAGCCCCAUCAAUGAGGCAAGAGGGAAGUUCAUCUCGCAAAUGGCACGGGGAGACCUUUCAAAAGAGGUUCCACCAUUUCCGGCACUGAGCCCUGACCAAGCCAAGUUCACCAAUGAAGCUGGCGUGGAAGGCUAUAGCGAGACAGUGUCUGAAAUUUCCGGAAAUCAUUCUCUUGACCUUUGCUUCUUGCGCCGAGCUGAUUGCCGCUUCACUCAGGCAGGAGCUGCUUGGUUUUGUGGCAUGCGAGCAGGCUACAUAGACUUUGAGUGCUAUACUGCGGAAGUUUGUGGGAGGGAACGCAGCUUUUUACAACAGAUAUUCGAAGCUGUGGAUGACAGCAUCGAUGCGGUGUGGAAUGCACGGGGUGCCCGCGAACGAGAGCGUGCCUCUGAUGACUUUCCACUGUUGCUGGCAAACCUCAGCACUCACCUUCGAAUCUACCACUUCCAGCUGAAAGAGAAAGGAUGUAUUGACACUUUAGAUGGACGUGCUGUGAUUUUAGAACUGUUGAGCCGCCUGGUGGAGGUCCUAGACACCCUGGCCCCACUUGAGGGGGGUCAUGCAGCCACCGCCGUCCCUUGCCUGCGUGAGCUGGCCUGUGACGCGCUCAACGAGGCUCUUGGAUCUCGUGGCUUUUUGCCGCUGUGCAUUUCCUACAUCACAGAGAGCACAAUGGAUAUCUUCGGAAGAGAUCUUGCACUGGAGCUCUCAAUGCAUGCCUUGAUGGGCUACGAGUGCGUGCUGAGCGUGGCAGCUGACCUCAUCACUCAGUUUGAGGAAGAGCCUUGGGACUUCCUUGGCUUGGAACGCUUGGCCUUGGCGAUGGACAUUCUUCGCAUAGGGAUGAGGUCUAAUGCAGGCAUCGACCAUGUUUGUGCACAAUCGGAUGCUUCGGAGGCGCCAACAGUAGCGCCGCUGGCCUUGAGGGCUUUGCAGACACUUGCCUUUACGGCCUUGGAGGAUCGGGAGAGCAAAGCUGCUCUAGCCGCUCUCCCGGCUGCUGUGCGGAUCAUGGGCGCCUUGAUACAUGUCACGCCCAUCGCCAGGGCAAUGAACCUAGGGUUUGUUGUCCAAGCGCUGAGGCAAGCCCUUCAAUGUCGGCCUUUAUCGCUCCCACUUGCUGUCGCCUUUCGCGACUUGGUGCUCCGUGAACGGCCGAGACAUUGGUUCAGCCAAGGGCAGGAGGCCGCACGUGUCCGUGGAGACUUCUACCGUUAUUUGCACAGCGAAAAUGUCUUGAACGAAUUGGCAAUUGCUGCCACUGAUCGGGUUGAAGAGCUGAUGGAUUCACUGCAGAAGAAGCGCCAGGGCGGAACUGGGCCCAACUAUGUGCCAUGCAGAAAUGUGGUGCCGUGUGGCACGAGAGAGAUGGCCGUGGAGUCCCUGGAAGAGGCUGUGAUCAUCGGAGCGUACUACGAUUGUGUUGAGGCUGCAGUCCUUGCAGUCUACGGAAAGACUUCCAGAGUAGAUGCUCAGAAGAGAGCAAGUGUGGAAGUGUGA